AUGUCCAAUGGAGAAAUUUCGAAUUUGAAGAGACCUGUCGAUGCUGCGUUCGGUAGCGAAAGAAAUGAACACAAGUCGAAGCAGUCUAGGCGCAAGCGAUCGAAGGCCUCAGGACCUCAGCAGGAUUCUGCUCAAGAACUGAAUUCCAUACCAACAAAGGGCCACACCUCACCAUCACGGAACGGGACUCUAAAGGCUUUGCAGCUGCCAAAUCCCUUGCAGUCACGAUCGCCGGCUGAGAAUGCGCUCAGUGCCACCCAAACUCGGGAAUUGGGAGGGCAGGGCCCACGCCAACAUUCGAAAAAGACAUCACGAAAGCAGAAACGAUCUUUACCUCCAGAAUGGUCAAUUUCGGCUGCUGAGGCAGGGCGAUUCAUAGAUCAUGACCCAAUCCUGAUGCAAAAAGACCGCUAUUUGAUCCUUGCAGUACGAACGCAAGUACUGGUAUAUUCCACCCAAAAUUCUCGCCUUGUGCGAUCUCUCCGGCUUGAUGAGCACGAGAAAAUCACUAGUUAUACAACCUGUGCUACUAAUGAGAAUUGUAUUCUUGUUUCAACAUAUUCUGGUCUGGUGGUGAAAUGGGAUUGGACUACUGGGCAAGAAAUAAAGCAAUGGAGGUCCUCUGCGAAACUGCUUGCCAUAUCAGAGCAGUCCGAAAUUCAGGACGAUACCCUCUACCCAACCAUGUUGUUGAUACAUGAGGUGACAAGCACAACCCGUAGGGUCAGCCUCGCCACACUCCAAGACUCCUCUGUUAAGAUCAUUACUGAUAAAGUUAUAUUGGAGGAGAAUCAACUAACUUCCUGGAUCAGAGUCUUAGACAAGAGGAGAUGUCUGGUUCUCUAUGCCUAUAAUAAGUUAUUCCUUGGUCAAGCAGUUCGGAGACCUGAAGAUCCUGCUAGUGUGUAUACUUGGCGGGAGAUUGCGGUCCCAAGGAGGAUCACUUCUAUCGAUGCAAGGUCUCAUAGCUCGUCUUCCAGCACCAACAAGAAACACUUGGCCAUUGACAUCGUGAUCGGUUGCCAAGAUGGGUCAAUACUCAUAUAUGACGACAUCUUAUUCAAGCUGAUCAACAAGGAAAAGAAUCCAAGAGAAGAGGACAUUGCGUCCCGCCGAUUUCAUUGGCAUAGGAAUGAGGUUUUGACUGUGAAAUGGUCCCUUGAUGGCAACUAUAUCAUUUCUGGCGGCCAUGAAACCGUUAUGGUCAUUUGGCAACUUGAUACUGGACAAAAACAAUUCCUACCUCAUCUCUCUGCAGCCAUACAACACCUUACUGUAUCUGAUACUGGUUCGAGUUAUGCACUUCACCUGGCAGACAAUUCAGUGAUGGUCCUGUCCACAUCUGAAUUAGAGCCGUUUGCAUACGUCAGCAGCUUAAACCUGCAACAGCCUCGCUUGUACGGGAAGAAAACGAGGAGAAUCCAAGCAAUCCUUCACCACACAGACCCUACUUCGUUACUUCUGGCUGUUGCGGCAGAUAUUCCAUCUGGGACCGCAAGUCAGGGAAAGGCUACGUUGUUACAAACGUAUGAUAUUGGAGCCCAACAACAAUCUCAUCGGCAAGCUUUGGUGCGGAACAACAUCACAGCCUUGAAUGUGGACCCCUCCGGUAAGCCGGUCCAAGAACCGGAUGUCACUCAUCUGAAGAUCAGCCACGAUGGAAAAUGGCUUGCCACUGUUGAUGAUUGGGAUCCGCCUGCUGACGAUCUGAAAACCUUAUAUCCAGCUCAUGAUGACCAUACCCCUCAUGCCAAAGAAACCUUUUUAAAGUUCUGGGCGAUGAACACGUCAACUCGUUCGUGGGAGCUUGUCACCAAGAUUGAAUGUCCGCAUUCAACACGAUCGACGGCACCCUGCUCAAUUCUUGACUUGGAAGCCAACCCUCAACGGACAGAGUUCGCAACCAUAUUAUCCGACGGGUCGAUCUACAUCUGGACAGCAAAGAGCAGGCAUCGCAACGGCUUGCCAGUGAAAGACAAAUCCGGUUCACCCCUCUACACCUGGAGUCACACACACACAGUCCAGCUACUCAUUCCUCUCAAGAAGAUCACUCCUACUGCCAGCGCCCUCUGUUACUCACUAGAUGGUUCCGUCCUCGCAGUAUCUUCCAACAAGUCAGCCUUCGUUCACUUCGUUGAUCCACUCACCGGCAACGUUCAACACACACAACACGGCUCUCAUCCAGGGCUCUUCUCCUAUCUCACCUUCCUAAACCACCAUCUUAUCACCAUCUCCAAAGACCUGCGCGUCUACAACACUGUAAGCGGUGACUUGCUCUACGCGCUAGCGUUCAACUCCUCUCUCUCCGGCGUGCAUCUAGCAGCAAAUCAGCUCGACCAGACCUUCGCUGUCGUGUGCCUCCUUCCAGCAAUCAUGAGCAAAGAGAAAGAAGACAAGGCUAAGCUUAAGAGCCAGAUCAUGCUCUUCAACCUUAAAUCCGCUAGUCCGAUAUUCAGAAGGAUAGUCGAUGGCACCGUGGAAACCAUCCUCCCUUUACCUAGUGAGAGUGGCUAUCUCAUCAUCAAUGACGAGGCGGAAAUUGUCUACCUCAGACAACCAGGGAGUAGCCUCGCGAAGAGAAACGAUGUAGAGCUACCAGCCCUGGAGGAUGCACCAAAAAGAAUGGACCUGGAGGAGAUUAUAGGAAGGAGAUCCAUCGAAGGAGCUGGACCGGUUGGCCACAUGGUAAGUAGUGCGGAGAAGGAAGAUGACAGCGCACAGAAGAUGCAACCGAUCGGGUAUACCCAUAAAACGCAAUCGUCGCUGUCAGACGUCUUUAACAAUCACGCCACUAAUCUGCCGGUGAGAGAGUUGUUCGAGCAGGUCGUUGCUGUGCUUAGGGGCGGCUCAGAAGCUUAG
Endocarpon pusillum Z07020 is the source of this 2859-nucleotide messenger RNA. RefSeq lists its product as uncharacterized. Gene Ontology annotation, cellular component: nucleolus. Gene Ontology annotation, biological process: positive regulation of rRNA processing; positive regulation of transcription by RNA polymerase I. Gene Ontology annotation, molecular function: RNA binding; protein binding. NCBI's taxonomy places the organism in Eukaryota, Fungi, Ascomycota, Eurotiomycetes, Verrucariales, Verrucariaceae. The record is from RefSeq and is a predicted model, not a curated record. The transcript has 2 exons. Bases 1 to 2859 code for a protein of 952 amino acids.